AGUCAGUAUUUUAUAUGCAGAUGGACGUGUUCGACUGCGCGCAGAGGUAUGCAAGGGAGAACACCCCAUUGAUCGUCAUCACUGGAAAGGAUUAUGGAUCUGGAUCUAGCAGAGAUUGGGCAGCUAAAGGACCAUACCUACUUGGCAUUCGAGCAGUGAUAGCAGAGUCCUUUGAACGUAUCCAUCGCUCCAACUUGGUGGGCAUGGGCAUCGUGCCAUUGCAAUUCCUGCAUGGUGAAAAUGCCGAAACACUGGGUCUUACUGGUAGGGAGGUAUACAAUAUCGUCAUACCAGACGUGAAUGACAUUAAGCCGGGACAACACAUCCAAGUACAGACCAACACCGGCAAACAGUUCCAGGUGAUUCUGCGUUUCGAUACUGAAGUGGAUUUGCUAUUCUACAAACAUGGUGGUAUCCUUAACUACAUGAUUAGGAAGAUGCUGAGUGCUAUUUAGAACAUUCCAAUUUACAACUUGUUCAGUUUGGUUUCUGGUGGUGAGGGGCAUUUUAUAUUCAUUUGUUUGCUGAUUCUCAUGAUUCAUACGUAACUGACGUCUUUACAAUAUUCCACACGUAUAGUCUAGUGAUUGUCUAACUUCAACAUAUUAUGUUUCACUGACUUGAUUCAUCUGACCUAGCAAUCUCUUGCAACUUGAAUAUUAUAUGUAUGUUUUGUUUAAUAUGUAAAACAACAUAUUAGAAUAUGAUUGGUAUGUUACUUAACAGUUAUAACAUCAAAACAUUAUUGAAUAAGUGGCUGCCACAUGUAACCAGUACGAAUAUGUUUUACAAAGACCGGGGUUGUUAUUUGAGUCAUUUUGCCCUGUUGAUUUACCGAAUAUGCAUUUCCAAUAACUUGAAAGAUCAUCACUGGACUAUAGUUGGGGUAUUUACAUGUUCACGGAAGUGACUGGUUCGGAUAACCUAUCACUGUUUGUAUUAUGCUAGGCAAUAAUAUUGUAGGUGGUCUUUUCAACAUUUAUCGUAAUUAAUUGAUUAUUGAAUUUAUUGAUUCUUGUAUUUUAUUUAGACUGAUUUUUGCGGAAUAUCAUGUUUGAUGAUUUUUAUUGCUUUAUUGAAUAAAGGUUUCAUGCGGUUGUUAUUGCUUAAAGGAGUAUAAACCAAUGACAUAUUUUAUUGUAUCCAGGAAUCCAGCUAUUUGAUUUUGAUCGAUGUUUUAUAUGUUGAUUACGUUUUUAUAUUAUUGCUCGAUUUCUCUAGCAAUGUACAUAGUCUUUGAAACAAUAAA
This is a messenger RNA of Acanthoscelides obtectus, 1249 nucleotides long. Lineage: Eukaryota; Metazoa; Arthropoda; Insecta; Coleoptera; Chrysomelidae. The record is from the annotation of a GenBank genome assembly.